AUGGAAGAGGUCACAUGCAACAUCAUCAAGACUAAUGUGAUUUUCAAGAUAGAAUAGAGAUUUUAAUUUCACACAUGAAGUAAAUAUUGAUUUAUAGACUAAAUCAAAUUGUUGUCCUUUCUCGCAGUGCAAAAAGAAUGGUGUUCAGUAUCUGAGUUGUUCUGGCAGCUCGAAGCCACACAUCAUUAACAUAUAGAUCAUCCUGACCUCACCGUCUCUCACUCCAAUGGGCUUUUCAACAUGUAUAUUUAAUUCACCUGGCUCACUGGCCAGUAUGCGUGUGCUUGCAUGUGCAUAUGUGUGUGGGUGUACGUACGUACGUGCACGAUGCGUGUGUGUGUGUCUGUGCUUAUGCGUGUGUGUGUGUGUAUGUGUGUGUGUGCACUAAGUCAGGACUGAGCACCUCUCCUAAGAGAAGGAAACAGAAACAGAUGUUCAGAAUGGCAGAUGACACAACUUAGAGACACACAACUUAGAGACCACACAAUUUAGAGCCACACAAUUUAGUGACCCACACAACUUAGAGACCACACAAUUUAGAGACCACACAACUUAGAGACACACAACUUAGAGACCACAUAUACAAUGAUGAGGCACAAUGAAGUGCUUGCAUGUGCAUAUGUGUGUGGGUGUACGUACGUACGUGCACGAUGCGUGUGUGUGUCUCUGUGCUUAUGCGUGUGUGUGUGUGUGUGUGUGUGUGUGUGUGUGUGUGUGUGUGCACUAAGUCAGGACUGAGCACCUCUCCUCAGAGAAGAGGAUGUUCACAGAAACAGAUGUUCAGAAUGGCAGAUGACACAACUUAGAGACCAGACAACUUAAAGACCACACAACUUAGAGACAACACAACUUAGAGACCACACAAUUUAGAGACCACCAACUUAGAGACCAGACAACUUAGAGCCAGACAACUUAGAGCCAGACAACUUAGAGACCACACAACUUAGAGCCAGACAACUUAGAGACCACACAACUUAGAAAACCACACAAUUUAGUGACCCACACAAUUUAGAGGCCACACAAUUUCGAGCCCACACAACUUAGAGACACACAACUUAGAGACCACAUAUACUAUGAUGAGGCACAAUGAAGACUUAGUGACUUCUUCAUACUGGUGAAUAAUUUACACAAGCUUCUUAGUGAAGACAGCCUGGUUCAGACUGGAGUAGACCAGCUUCUUAGUGAGGACAGCCUGGUUCAGACUGCAGUAGACCAGCUUCUUAGUGAAGACAGCCUGGUUCAGACUGGAGUAGACCAGCUUCUUAGUGAGGACAGCCUGGUUCAGACUGCAGUAGACCAGCUUCUUAGUGAAGACAGCCUGGUUCAGACUGGAGUAGACCAGCUUCUUAGUGAGGACAGCCUGGUUCAGACUGGAGUAGACCAGCUUCUUAAUGAGGACAGCUUGAUUCAGACUGCAGUAGACCAGCUUCUUAGUGAGGACAGCCUGGUUCAGACUGGAGUAGACCAGCUUCUUAGUGAGGACAGCUUGAUUCAGACUGCAGUAGACCAGCUUCUUAGUGAGGACAGCUUGAUUCAGACUGCAGUAGACCAGCUUCUUAGUGAGGACAGCCUGGUUCAGACUGGAGUAGACCAGCUUCUUAGUGAGGACAGCUUGAUUCAGACUGGAGUAGACCAGCUUCUUAGUGAGGACAGCUUGAUUCAGACUGCAGUAGACCAGCUUCUUAGUGAGGACAGCCUGGUUCAGACUGGAGUAGACCAGCUUCUUAGUGAGGACAGCCUGGUUCAGACUGGAGUAGACCAGCUUCUUAGUGACGACAGCUUGAUUCAAACUGCAGUAGACCAGCUUCUUAGUGAGGACAACCUGGUUCAGACUGGAGUAGACCAACUUCUUAGUGAGGACAGCCUUGAUAAAACUGCAGUAGACCAGCUUCUUAGAGAGGACAGCCUGGUUCAGACUGGAGUAGACUGA
Coregonus sp. 'balchen' is the source of this 1930-nucleotide messenger RNA. Lineage: Eukaryota; Metazoa; Chordata; Actinopteri; Salmoniformes; Salmonidae. The record is from the annotation of a GenBank genome assembly.